Peronospora matthiolae is the source of this 1035-nucleotide messenger RNA. The record is from the annotation of a GenBank genome assembly. Lineage: Eukaryota; Oomycota; Peronosporomycetes; Peronosporales; Peronosporaceae.
AUGCGUCCGGACCAAUUGCGUCACAUCCUGCCGAGACUCCACUUGGACGCGUUUGCAACGCACCACCCCAAGUUUCUGGACCCGAUUGCGCCACCGACGGUACCCUUUCCGCCACCGACGUGGUGUUUGCAUGAACGGCCGCGUUCGAUUGCGCUAUUGGACGUGUAUAAAGACCACCUUUUGAUUGAGACGCACAUUGUGGACCAAAAAGCCUCUUUCCUCAUCGGCCGGAACGCUGCCGUGUGUGACAUUGUGCUGAGCCAUUGCUCGAUCUCGAGACUUCAUGCGACGAUCGUGCACCACGAAAAAGGCGCGACGUACCUCGUGGAUCUUGGAUCUGCGCACGGCACGUUUGUCGAUGGCUUGCGCCUCAAAGCUUUGCAGCCGACGUUGGUGAUGAACGACGCGGUGCUUCGAUUUGGGGCGUCGUCGCGCUCUUAUACGUUUAAGUCGUUUGAUUCACGCGAGCAGAUUGUUGAGAGUGUUCAUAACCGCGUGGGUCUGCCACGUGAGGAGCUGGAGUUGCAGCAGAAUACGCUACUGAAUUGUCAGAUCACCCACCGAUUGGAAUUGUCGCCGACUCGACGUAGUCUGCCGCCCAUGUUUCCAAUGGCUUCUGUGGUGUGUCAGAUACCUGAACCUCACGUUCAGCCUCAAGCUCCUGAUCAAGAUGCACCGAUGCUGCUGGCCCAACCCGAGAGCGACAGGAGAGAGAGUGCUGACGGGGCGCAGCUCUUGCAACUUGCAGGCAUUGGACCGGUAAGGAAGCGCUCGCGUGGCCAGUCUGGCAACUCGCAGGCAUCGGGGUCAUCGGACCAAAGUGGUAGCACCGCAGACUUGAGCGUCUGUAUGGACGACCCGAACGACGAGCAGCAAGGCGACUUGAAGCGCGUGCACUUUUGUGGCCAGCCACCUGAGAUCAUUUCAGAUUCGUUGAAUGAGGCGACGGCUACGGACGACAGCAUCGACAGUGACUCGGUGGCAGCGCGAGUGUGCGGGAAACUGGAAAGGACCGAGUUGGCCAGCAGCGAUUGA